Molecule: messenger RNA, 5492 nt
Organism: Plodia interpunctella (Indianmeal moth)
Lineage: Eukaryota; Metazoa; Arthropoda; Insecta; Lepidoptera; Pyralidae
Product: proteoglycan 4-like
Exons: 15
Coding region: 400-3348 (982 amino acids)
Source: RefSeq, a predicted model, not a curated record
UUCACGCACGUUUAGAAUUUUUAAUUAAAAUGUUAAGUUUUGUGAAGAAACAUAAACGACAUAGUAUACUUAAUCUUAAUAAAAUUCAUAUUAUAUUUCAUAUAUUUCAGUCGUGUUGUGUUGUGAUGUUGAUGUCUAUGAAAUGAAAACUACGAAAACGAAAACUAAACUACCGUUGUUUUAAUCUUCUUUUUUCUGUCACAUUUUGCUUAUGGUCUUAUGUCAAAUUCCAAACUGAACUUCUCUGGUACAAUUUCGUGUUGAUUCUAUUUACUAAAAAAAACAUAUAUUUUCUUUUAAUAAUUUACAGAAUUCGUAUUAUUAAUGUAGUUAUCUUCUCAUAAAUUGUUUGUGAUCUCGUGUGCAGUGCCAAAUUGAUGUUUCGACUUUACUGGUAUUAUGAAUCAGAUUGAUCAAAAUAUAAACAAAGAUAUGAUUGAUUCUGAUCUAAUCGACGUGGAAUCGUUGGAUUUCUCCGACAACCAAACAUGGUUGUGCAUAAUCCCGGAUGACUCGGGCAACAAAGUGGACAUCGUUGACUGGAAUCUGUCCUGUGACUGGCCAGUUAAUGAAGACAUUGAGUACCAGAAGUUGGAGAAAGAUCUGUUUACAACACUUGACAGUAUAAUUAAAAAUGAAAUCUACGCAAUGCCGGACAAGCACAAAUUCGACUCCCGAACAUACGUCAGACCGAAGCGGCGACCGCAGCGUCCCAGCAUCCAGAGCAUCGUGGAAGUCUCCUCGAACCCACCCUCGAUAUCGCCCAGCUCGUCGCUCAACUCCUCAAACAAAUACCUCACUUACAACAAGUACAGCAUGCCACUAGGGCCCGUGAACCCUAUGUUGAGGCUGAAGACUUUCAAUGUUGAUGUGAACACAGACAAUAGCAAUUCUGUGAAGGAAUAUGCGAUGAAAAGGAGAAGUUUGGUGCAGGAUGAAGACCCACAGUUAGAAGACCUGGAGAUGCCCUCGCCAGAUGGCGACCGACUAGCAGAGCACACCCCUACGAAGCCAAUCAACAUAGACCUCUCGCAACCCGCGCACAAUCUACACAACACAUUCAACAAAGGGCUCACAAACAUGAUGAACGAGCGAGGCAGCCUCAACAUGUACCAGAGCGGGGAGUCGCUGAUGAGAAUGUCCCCUCCAAGCCUCGUCUCCUCUUUGCUGAUGGAAAGUUCGGGCACUUUCUACCCGGAGUCGCUGGAGUCGAAGAAAUGUCCGCCACAUAGGGACGCGGGGCCACCGACCAUCGGCCGCGAGAGCAUAGACCCAAUGAUGACAAGCAUGACUCUAAGUAUUCUUGACGAAAAAGACAUGAGCACGAGCUUCCUAUCACAAACCACGUACCCCGACAACGAUAGCCUCAUGGAUUCCUUACCUCCCAGUCUAGUCAGCUCAGUCAACUCCUCCUACGUCGUCUCCAACACUUCCAAACCAGAGAACAUCUUCAGUUCGGCCACAUUCACACAUUUAGAACAAACUGAACGACUCCUCUCUUCCCGACCGCGAGCGGCCCUCUACAACAGCUUCAAGCGCGAAUCGAUGCCGCGAAACUCCGAAAGCUACACGAAAUCGAAAGAACAAGCGGUCCAAAUUGACGGUGCGAAGAUUUUGAACGAAAACUGUGAUAAAAAAGACUCAUCCAAAUCAACGCCGAAAACGCCCGAAAUGACCGAAACUAUAACUUUGCAUUAUUCAAACAACAAAUUCAGAAAGGACAACGACGCCGAAAAGGAGAAUCUAAACGCGACAUUUCAACAAGACGAUGCGUUCUUCAAAGACAUGGGAAUGCAGAAGGUCGAUUUAGGCAGGAAUAGUUUAAACGUUACACUAGACAAACAGGAAUUGAACGAAAUAAUACAGGCGCGUCAAAAACUGUCACUAGCGCGGAAAGCCUUACCCACGGAGCCGGAUAAAGUUGAUACGUCGCCCAUAAAGACUAUACAGUUACCAAAUCAGACAAUAACAGUGCCGAGGCAGAGUAUGGAGAAUGCGUCAGAGUUGUUGUCUAGGCGGAGAAUGAAUGGCGGGUUCGAUAGACAUGAGGAACCAACUAGAGAGACGCCGAAGAGGAAUGCAACCUUUAAGAAAGUGUCGCCUAGUAAAGCAAUGGAUACGACGGUGGUGUUUGUGAAGGAUGAGCAGAUGAUUGAUAUUAAUUCUGCGACUUUGAACCUUAUUGAUUCAAGCGAGAGGACGCUGCAACAGGAGAAUAAUCUCCAGGAGUGGGGCUCUCAAGAGCGCGCCAUGGUGGGGUCUAGCGAGAGCACGGACACCGGCACCUUCAGCUCGUCCAGUCCGCCCGAGAGCACCGUCGACACUGAACCGGAGACAAGGUUGCAAGUGGCGUCCACGCCCCUUAUGUCAUUGCGAAAGGGGUCGAAAAACGACCUGCUUAACAUACACAGCACCAUAUCACCCAUAUACGACAUGGUCGACGAUAAAUCAUACACGCUCACAAAAGUGCAAAGUCCUAGCUCCGGUAUGGAAAGAACGUAUGAUAUGCACAAUGCUACGGUUGUUAACACUGCUACCAUGGUGAAGAAGUCGGCUAAAAGGGACAUUUUGGCCCCCAAAGGGAGUCCAGAGAAGAAAAUUGUUAGCCCACCGCAUAGGUCGCCGCCUAGUAGAAUCUCACCGAUAAAUACAGGGUCAUACACGACGAUGGCUCCGCCGUCCAACGUUCCCAGAAAAACGAACUUGCCGACCUCCAAACUUAGACAAUAUAGUUCCCACAGGGAGCUUAGCAGGAUACCGGGGGGUAACCCCAGUGGUUUAGUGCGGCCGUCGAGUGGCAAGGCAAUGAUCAGACGAAAUGUCUACGCUUCGAAUCCCGCGCUCAGUCCUACCGCAUCGGUGGCGCCACCUAUACGACGCGACUCCUACACUGUAACUACUGACGCACAGAAAAACGAUGACAAACCUACGCCCGUAGUAACAGCGCCUCCCGCGCUGGUGCGGCAAGGGACGGAAACUUUACGGCGAGAACGGCCGCAGAGUCAACUGGUUGCACCCAGAGAAUUGCGUGUGCCGCACACGACGCCUGCCGGCGGCGUCUCCAUCCGGAGCCAUCAAAUGCCUCCGCCGACGUCGCGGCCGUACUCCGUGGCGGGCACGUCGCACCUGCGAGUGGCGACCCACUCCAGGCUCGGAUCCGUACCCAUACACAAACCUGCCCCUGCGACACAGCCGACACAGCCGACACAGCCGGCUGUGCCGCGGCCGCAGAGCUCGGAGCGCGCGUCGGCGCUGCCGCGGCCGUCGCGGCUGCCCGCGCGGCGCCCGUCGCUCCGGCCGCCAUCCGUGUACUCAGUAGCGCCGACGGCGGACGUCGACCACUACUGACGUCUACUCUGCUGUGCCAACCUGUUGGGCAACCCCUGACAUAACUAAAUUUUCGUAAACUAAAACGACUGAUGUGACCUCGUGUCUUGAGAACGAUUCUACUUUCCUUGUGAUCCGAUACUUCAACGUCAAAAUUUUCAAUGUUUUGACUAUGUAUAUAAAAUUUUAACUUUUUUACAGUAUGACAAAUAGAAAAAUGGAGAAGAAUAAAAACAUAUUAACACAUCUUUUUCCGAAUUAAAAUUAUAAAUAACUUAUUGUUAUCAUAUAAUUUUUCAACUGUUGAUGUUUCGCUAAAAUUAUGCAUGAUUUUGUUUCGAAUUUUCCUGAUCUUAGGUCCGUUCUGAAAUUGGAAGCUAUAGAUUAGUUUUAAAAUAAAUAAAGAAUGGGACCUGAUUUAAUUCAAUUUGACCAAUUGAUACUCAACAAAGAAGAAAGUUGAAUUAAACGAAAAAGUAAUAUUGAGUGACAAUAAAUCAGUGAUUACUUUAGUGUAUGUAUUUGAACAUUUUGUCAAGUAUCGGAUCAAGUAACUACAGUGUAUUUAUUACUAGUUGACAUUAUUUUUUUGUAUAAACAUUUUUCGGAAUUUUUAUGAACGGUUUUGAUUUAAAAAAAUUCGACAUACAAAAUUUUUUUGCGAAAAUUUUGCUAAUGUCCAUUAGCCGAGGCAAAAAAUUUCACUUUUCAAUUAGGAAAAGAUAUAUAAUUUAGCCUCAAUGCAUAUCUCUGAAAGCUCUCUCCGUAGUUCUCAUUCAUGAAGCUCAAAAUUGUAUAAAAUGUAUCUGAAAUACGAUUUGGUACAAAGACAUACAAAUUAAGAUAUUAUUCCUAUAUUAUUUACAAAUAGUGUAAUAGUGUGAGAUGUUAACUUCGGGCUUAGUAAUUUAUUUCAUAGUAAGACAUUUUUGCAUUUUGUUUAGAGAUUGUAAUCGUUUAGAAAUGUGUAAUUUAAUUAUAUGUACUUGUUUGCUUUGUAUACUUUUAAAAUGUAUUUAAAACUUUAAACUAACUUGUGUAAGAUAGUAUUAUUUCAGAGUAUAUUGCACAACCCUGACACAUUUUUUAUAUUAAAAUACUAAAGAAAACAAAAUACUUGCGUCCUGUUCACACCUUGGCGAUACGACAGAAAGCGCACAAAUUACAUGUAUUUUACUUAUUUAAAUAAAAGUAAUUGUACAUUUUGUAAAUUUUAGCUUCGCGUGUACUCAAUAUCGUGUUUUAUAUGUCUGUGUCUACAUAUCGAGAUAAGGGUCAAUAUAAACUUCCAUUUGAUUGUUAAUAUUCUAACUUGUAGCCUACUUACGUGACAUUGCCUGUUAAAAAUUUGAAUACGUUCAUUGUUUAUAUUUUAUAAAUUGACUUCUUACUUUUUCUUGUCACUGUAAAGACUAUUUUAAUACUGUAUUAUAUUCAAUACUAUUGUCAUGGGAAUGAGUUACGCCCCAAUAUUUUUAAUUUUAAAUAUCAAAUUUGCUUAAGUGUCUUCGAAUUCAGCAUAUCUAUUUUACAUCUACAGAUAAACCGGCCAAUCUGUAUCCAUUUUUAAAACUAAGUCUUUUUGCCAUGGCAUUGUAUAUUUUGUAAUCAAUUUAUGUACAAGUCUGACAAAGUGGUGAUAUUAUGCACACACACACACAUAUGUAAAUCGUACGUAUUCUAGAAUUAAUUUAAUACAUUGAAUUAAAGAAAAUAAGCCGGAGAAUGAGUUUUGACAAAUAUUGUUAUUGUUUAAACUGUGCUGUGUGUGUAUCACAUGCUCUAAUUCUGGGCCGUAUCUAGCACUGCUAUGGAUUUCAAACUACAUAUCAAACUUAUCCUAAUACACCAUAGAUUCUUAAAAGAUCAUAUACAGCUAUGCGCUGGCGCAAGUAACUAUGCAUAGUAUUAUUUUUCAAUUAACAAAAUCUUACUGUCUGAUAGUGUUUAAAAACGAUGAAUUCAAAACUUUGUGCUAAUUAGACAAGGUAAAAUAAACAUUAUAUUAUGAGCGGUGUUUAGAUAUAUCCCAGACUUCUACAAGUCGCUGUUUUGUUCGCGCUUAUGAUUGGUGCGUCCGACUUGGUUCGUUGGACACGUCGUGCCUUAUUUAGGUAGUGUAAGGAAUUUUGUUUUCAUUUUCUAAUAAAAUUAUGUAUUUACCC